AUGUCGAAGUUUACACUCGCUGUCGUUGCCGGCGCAUCAGCAGCUGUGGGAGCUGCGACGACUGCAGCACUGUAUGGGAUUGGAGGGAGAAGAGAGGCGAAGUCACAGACGAUAGCGACGACUCCAACAACCAUCUCAAAAGACCCAUCCCGAACUACACCGCCUCCGCCAGUCCCAAUCCGCAGAGACGACCCAGGAGUUCCAGCUGUCCCUCCAGUCGACCCAAACGGCGUCUUUCAGUAUGGCUUCCUGGGACCAGUAGCAGAUCUUCGAGCUGCCCCAUCCCUCAUAUCAUCGUUCGACCGAGCCCGACGGAACCCUCACUGGGUAGCAGAGCACAUCACGCCAGCCUCCCUCCUCCUUCGAAACGGCGACCGCAGACACUCGUACUUUGCUGAAGACCACACGAUACCGGAAAAGUACCGAGCAAAGCUCACCGACUACGCGCGAAGUGGCUACGACAGAGGACAUCAAGUCCCUGCAGCAGACGCGAAAUGGAGUCAGGAAGCUAUGGACUCGACGUUUGCUUUAUCGAAUAUGUGUCCACAGGUCGGAGAUGGCUUCAACAGAGACUACUGGGCACAUUUUGAGGACUUCUGUCGACGUCUGACAUCUUUCUAUCCCUCGGUACGGAUCGUUACCGGACCGCUGUACCUGCCAAAGAGGGACGCAAUAGAUGGCAAGUGGAAGGUCUCGUACGAAGUGAUCGGCCAUCCGCCCAAUGUCGCUGUGCCGACGCACUUCUACAAAGUCAUCUUUGCUGAGGACGGCAAGAAUGGUGGUAAUGUUUCGCUGGGCGCAUUUGUGCUGCCAAACGACAUCAUCCCGAACGACAAACCGUUGCAAGACUUCGAGGUGCCUGUUGAGGCCGUGGAGAGAGCGUCUGGUUUGGAGUUUGCAGGGCUGUUGCCGCCGGCAAGAACGAAAAGGCUGUGCAAGGAGGUUGCUUGCAGUAUUAUUGUGAAGGAGUAUGCGGACAGGCAGAAACAAAUGAUGAGCCCGCCGCCUACGAAAGGAACACCGCCAUCGACUGCGAUGACAAGAAGGUGA
Molecule: messenger RNA, 1050 nt
Organism: Saxophila tyrrhenica
Lineage: Eukaryota; Fungi; Ascomycota; Dothideomycetes; Mycosphaerellales; Extremaceae
Gene: NUC1
Product: nuclease
Exons: 1
Coding region: 1-1050 (349 amino acids)
Biological process (GO): apoptotic DNA fragmentation
Cellular component (GO): mitochondrial inner membrane; nucleus
Molecular function (GO): RNA endonuclease activity; nucleic acid binding; single-stranded DNA endonuclease activity
Source: RefSeq, a predicted model, not a curated record